CGUACUUCCUGUUUGACAUGUUUUACCAGGUGUGUCGCUGCAUGAAUACAGGCUGAUUCCACCUGUCCUGUUUUCAUUUUGCGGCAGGGUGUCUGCAGAUAGACAGGUGUGGGCUGGCUGGCAGUGACUUGCGCAGGUAUGAAGUGAAAUCCAACACAGUCUUGAGAGAAAGGAGAGAAGCUUCCGCACUGCUGUGACAGUUCGACAGAUGGGUCUGGGAUCCUCAUGUUGCAUUUCAGGCUCUGGGAUGCACAAGAUGUUGCUGUUUUUCUCAGCAUCAUGUUAUACAUGUGCCACCUAGCUGGAACCAUCUCCAUCCACUCUCCUCAGCGGAGCCUGAUCCGCUCAGUGCAGGAUAAUGUGUUCUUCUCAGUGAAUUUCACUUGCAGUGGGAUUCCGGACAUACAAUGGACUUUUAUGUCAGGACUGGUAAGCCGGAUGAUAGGAUCUUGGCAACCAGGGGUGUACACCAACAUAACGGAGGAUUACAGCAGCCGAGUGCAGGCCUAUGACAAUGGUUCUAUGGGCCUGUUGGACCUGCGGCUGCAGGAUGGUGGAUUCUAUGUGUUUACCAUCACAGAUUCAACUGGGAGCAGCAAGGAUUUUAGUUUUGUCCUCAAAGUGAAUGAAGUGCUGUAUGAGGACCUUCAGUACCUGUCUGUCUCCUUUUUGGUCCUGGCCUGCUUGGCUGGCCUUUUCAUGCUAAUCAUGUGGCUACUGAACAAGACCUACAAGAAGAUAAAGGCAUCCAAAUGCAUAAGAGAGAUGCCAGAAAUUGAUGAGACUGAGCUGUAGCCUUUUUGGUAGACAUCUGAUGGACAUGAAGACUCACCUGAACUAGCCAAUCAAAACUGUCAGUGAUGCAACAUGAGGACAUAUUUUUGAAGUUGGAGUGUUGUGUACAUUAAAUAAUUAUUUUGAUAAAUUCCAGUUACAGCCCAAAGCAUGGCCAGGCAGUUAUGAAUACCUGCACUGUGUUCAUAUUUUGUACUAAACAUAUUUACAGUGUCACUGACACUGGAAUGAAUGUAAAUAUACCACCAAGGACAGCAGAAUACAAAUCAUCCUGUAUUUAUUCUCUAAGCAAAGAAACUAUUUAACUUUCUUUCUUCCAGGUGUUAAACUGGCAUCAUCUUUUAUUUAAUAAGUGAUUAAAUCAGACAGUUUAAUUCAUAAUAACAUGAAAACAGUUAAGUUUUUGUUUGCUGCAACCUGGUGUUACUUUCCCCCUUCAGGUGGCUACACAGGAACUUAGGGGUUCCCACCUGACUGAUGAUCCUGAGCCCAGACAGGAAGUUAGUUUAUCUAAAAUGUUUUCACAUCAGACAAAUGGACUGGUACUCAAACAACACUUUUCUGCUCUCAGCACUCAAAGCCACAUUCACCCAUUUUGCAUUUUCUAACCAUCCCACACACUGAGGUUCAGUAUUUUGCCCACACAAGGACACUUCAACAUACAGACUGCAGAAACCUGUAACUGAGCCUCUGACCUUCCUAUAGGUGGAUUACCCACUCUACCUCCUAAGCCACAGCCAUCCCAAGCAUAACAAGAAGGAAUAAACUUGUUCCUCCCAGUAAAAUGACCGAUUCCAGAAAAUAGGUUAAGUUCACUAAACCUGUGUUCUGAUAAUGAAAUAUGUUCAUGUUGAAAUAGCCCUUAAAGUAUGCUGAGCAACAUUUUAAAAUACAUAAUAGAUCUCUA
Messenger RNA from Archocentrus centrarchus (flier cichlid), 1702 nucleotides. It is a transcript of the gene vstm5, whose product is annotated as V-set and transmembrane domain containing 5. The transcript has 6 exons. Gene Ontology annotation, cellular component: plasma membrane; dendrite; axon. The coding region runs from base 226 to 795 and encodes 189 amino acids. Gene Ontology annotation, biological process: positive regulation of excitatory synapse assembly; filopodium assembly. Lineage: Eukaryota; Metazoa; Chordata; Actinopteri; Cichliformes; Cichlidae. The record is from RefSeq and is a predicted model, not a curated record.